Molecule: messenger RNA, 1228 nt
Organism: Exophiala mesophila
Lineage: Eukaryota; Fungi; Ascomycota; Eurotiomycetes; Chaetothyriales; Herpotrichiellaceae
Exons: 1
Coding region: 134-745 (203 amino acids)
Biological process (GO): protein histidyl modification to diphthamide
Molecular function (GO): metal ion binding
Source: RefSeq, a predicted model, not a curated record
CAUGUAACCGUCUUAUACUCUUGGUGCAUCAAUAAAAAGGACCUCGACCAUGGGUCUAUUGACACGGCAGAGAUUGACAAGUCCAAUUUGAUUCUGAACCGAGCGGCUCGUCUACCUGGCGAGUGCGCGUCUAAUGUCCAUCAACGAAUCCUCGCCAAAGACUACGCAUUAUGACAUCCUUCAAUUGCCUCGCCCGAGUCUUGAGUCUCUCCAACAUGGCCAGACUCAAUCGACGCUGUCCAAGGACGAGAUAAAAGCCGCAUAUCGACGUGCUCUCUUGAUUCAUCAUCCAGACAAGAUCAAAAUCACACCCACACUCUCAGAUGCGCAUCAGAACCAUCUCCACACCACCCAGACCUAUACGUCAACCUCGACUUCCAACUCGGCCUCGGCCCUGACGACCCAUUACACUGUCGAUGAGAUUGUCGCCGCAUACAAUGUUCUCCUCGACCCAGUUCAACGAUCGGAAUAUGACCACGCCUUGAUGCGUCAGGAUAAAGAUGCUGGGUUGAUUUCCGACGUUGGCACAGGCUCUCAUAUUGGCGUCGAAGUCUUUGACUUGGAGGAUCUUGACUACAAUCAGGCCGAUGACACCUGGAGUCGAGCUUGUCGAUGCGGUGACCAUCGUGGCUAUCUCUUGACCGAGAACGACCUCGAACGUGAAAGUCAACAAGCCGAAAUCUACGUCGGCUGUCGAGGUUGCAGCCUCUUCAUCAAGGUCCUAUUUGCUGUCCAGAGUCCAUGAUCCAAAGCUCACUUGUGAGCCACUCUGCUAUUCCACCCUCCAGUCGGCGAACCUUCUCGUUCCUCCGUGACUUGCUUGAUCUCAUCCUCCUGUCAGCCGACUGUGCAGAGAGGAUCUGCUUGAUCGACCUGUCCCUAUGCCUGCUUCAGUUCAGUUCUUGGAUGUCCUCUAUGAUCUGACUGUGUGUCUAACAUGCUUGUUGAAUCCUUGGAAGCAAGCGUCGAGAUGUUCACCAAUCUGGAAUUCAACACCAACAGUCCAGUUCACCAUUUAGGAUCCCUGUCGAUUUGAUUGUCGAUUGAUUGCACUUUUAGACUGGAUACACAGAAAAUUUUAAUGCCUAGUCCAGAUAGGUCUUUGCCCUACACCACAACGUCAUGUCAAAAGCACUUGUCCCUCGACCCAGCCUUCCCUAGUCAACAGGUUCCAUGCCCGUUUUCUCGUCUGCCCAGGUCAUCGUCCCAAUCAUUCGAGGAUCUCCAG